AUGAACAAGCUAACUCUCUUAAUUGCCUUUAUAGUUUUUGCAUCAUAUGCAAAUGCUUAAUGCGCUGCUAAUGCUCAAGGAAAUUUAGGUUCUUGUAUGUGCAAUCAAGGAUAUUAUGGUGUUAAUGCUGAAAAUGGAGGUACUUGUAAUUAGUGUCCUACUGGAACUACUACUGCUUCUCCUUCUUUAUCAGCUGGUGGUAAUACAAAUGCCAGUGCUGAUUUAAGUGUCUGCAACUAAUGUUAAGCUAACUAAUACAUGACUGCUGCAGCUGCCGCCGCUUCUAAUGGUAAUGCUGCCACUGCCGCUUAAUGCUCUAACUGUCCCACUGGAACUGGAAACAACGGAGUAUAAAGCUAAGGGGAUGUUUCUUAAUGCAAUAUCUGCUAAGCUAAUUAUUACUAAACUGCUGCUGCAGUUACUGCUUCUAAUGGAGUUACUGCAGCUGCUGUUACUUGCUAAUCUUGCCCUAACGGAAGUACUUCUGCUGCUGGUGCCGCUUAAUAAGCUAGCGAUUGUUAAUCUAAUUAAACUACAAGCUCCAAUAUUUUAUUAAUAUCUUUAUCUGCUUUAAUCUUAUCAAUAUUUUGA
Messenger RNA from Tetrahymena thermophila SB210, 591 nucleotides. Its product is annotated as immobilization antigen. Lineage: Eukaryota; Ciliophora; Oligohymenophorea; Hymenostomatida; Tetrahymenidae. The record is from RefSeq and is a predicted model, not a curated record. The transcript has a single exon.